ACUUAUAGGAUAAAACUCUUAACUCGAACAAACCCAUUGUGCUAUGAAUGGCCUGAUAUGCAUCUUAUUAUUACAGCAUACAUGGCGGGAAAUACAGCGCCAAUAAGUGAAUGUUUACAGAUAACUUGUUAUUUUAAGCACAAGACUAGCGAGGGCCCGUCACGAGGCGCCAGUGCGAUCACACUGAGGAGGGAAGGAAUCUCGUGAGGGUGGAUUUGAAAAGGAAAAUAAAGGAAAGGCGAUUGCGAACUAACUCUCUUGCCUCUGGUACGCACAUGGGUGAAUGAGUACAUGGCAACUGAGAAUGUAUAUAUAAAAUUGUGACGUCACAAGAUACAAGCUACAAGAAAAUGAGCCAGAGUCAGCCCAGCAUAGUCCCCCCUCCAGGACAGACUGUGCAAAUAGUCCCACAACAAUUACCAAGCAACAACUUUUCGAGUGCGAAGGCAAAGCUGGUGUCAAUAGUACUAUCAAUCCUGUUUGGUAUUACUAUCAUAGUAGCCUUUACAUCUUCGGAUAUUUUGGCACACAGCACUCUGGGCCUGUGCGUAAGUGUAGCUGUAAUUGGCAUCAUCCUCUUCGCCAGUUACGCAAUAUGCAAGUAUUCAGAUAGAAAUCCGGGCCGUGUCAUUCAAAGCGGACCAAUACAGACCGUCCCUCAGCAGAAUACUGGUGUACCUCAAUACCCAAGUGCUAUUCCAACCGAGUAUCCUUUGUCUCCGCAGUGCCAAAACAUGGCUCCAGGUUCUCUGUCAGCCACUUAUACAUAUACACCUUUAAAUUCCUCGACAGCCGGAAGCACCAACCCGUACCAUGGAAAGAAAGACUUUUAUCCUCCAGGCUAUCCAGGGCAUACACCAACCACAGGAGCCUCAUCGUCGGCUUCCUAUGCCCCUUACCCACCUACAAGUGCUUCCUUCCCAAGUUCCCCUGAAUAUCAGCCACCGCCUUCGUUUGUACCUGGGUUCAGCCCCACGUCUUCCUAUCAGCCACCUCCCUAUGGACAAGUUCCUGCCACAGGUCCUACAAUAGGGGUGCCAUAUGCUAGUGCCCCCGUAUUCGAUCCUCCACCUCCCUAUGCUCCUCCUCCUUAUGAAAAAUGAAGCCUUCAUGAUUUUUUUUUAUGAAGUAGAGUUUCUUGUUCUCAGCUAAUUCUUUUCUGUUAUACAAUAUUAUAUCUUAAAUGACUUUCAGUAAUUUUGAUAACCAUGCUCAAGUCCAAGUGGGUAAACACGAGAUUAAACGAUAGUGAAUGCCCCUGGGGAGGAUUCUUUUUUUCCCUGUAAUAUUGAGGGUUCAAUUAGGUGAUUUUUCUAUCGUUUCUCUGUAACAGACCCAAAAUUUUGCGAAGAACUUAUACUUUAGUCUCAAUUCUAAACAGUUUUCUUUAACCUUUUGAAUAUAUAAGUCAGCAAAUGUAGCGAAUAAUCAUGGUAGGAGGCAUUCACAUGGUUACAACGUAGAGCAGUCUGAAACGAUAUGAAAAUGAGGCAACAUAUGUGACUGUGACACAUAGCCCAUGGCACAAAACUUAAACAAUAUGGUACUUAACUGAAGGUAUGCGUGUGUGUGUCUGUAUGUUAAUUCAUUUAUAUACUAAUUGAUGGUAUAUUUUCUCAUAGAUCUGGAAUCUAAAUAACUGACAAUUACAGUAACAUAAGUAUCUGUAUUUAUCCCGUAUUUUAUAUAGGAUUUCUGUAGAUAGGUAUGAUCCUAUAGGUAUUAUGAACAUCUACUUUGUCUGAUUAAAUUAUCUAUUUUCGCGUGUUUUUCUAGCAUUAUCUUUCUGCUUCAAAACCAAAUAAAUAUGUAUAUUAUAUAUAUA
Penaeus indicus is the source of this 1825-nucleotide messenger RNA. Its product is annotated as DNA-directed RNA polymerase II subunit rpb1-like. Bases 351 to 1103 code for a protein of 250 amino acids. NCBI's taxonomy places the organism in Eukaryota, Metazoa, Arthropoda, Malacostraca, Decapoda, Penaeidae. The transcript is spliced from 5 exons. The record is from RefSeq and is a predicted model, not a curated record.